UCCUAUAUAUUUGUCUAGUAUAAAUAGAAUGAAUAGUGAUCAAACACUAUAACAAGUGGAGAGUUUUCUUUUUCUGCAUAAACAAUAUAUAACACUUUCUAAAGAAAAUGGAACCUGCUGAGCUUAUUUCUCAAGAAUGGAGUUCUCUUAGUGGACUCUACACUGCUGAGGAAUCUGAUUUCAUGAAUCAGUUACUUGGUAACUGCUCACUCCCACAACACCCCAAUCAAAACUCCGAUUUCGGAACUGAAUCUGCAUUUUGGCCAGCACACGAUUCCACAACAGUUACUGUCACAAAAAAUAACAACUAUUCUAACUUUGCUGCUCAAUUUCCUAGCUCAACUUCUGAUACUAGUUGCAUUAACAAUACAUUAACCAGCUUUGAGUAUAUUGCUAUGGGACUUUCCGUAGAUGAUUCCAAAUUCGGUCCAUAUACAACACAACCUAAUGAACAAUUUCUAGCUAACAAGAAAUUGCAGUCCCCAAAGGAACAUGAAAUACUAGUUUCUGAGCCAGAAGAGAACACCGUACGAAAAGAAAAUUCAAUGAAAAGAUCUAGGAGCUCGAAUGAGGUCUCCAGGAGCAAGAGGAAUGUUAAAUGUAGGAAGAAUAUGAGAUGUGGUUCUAGAAGCACUGACGAUCUGACCUUAAUCAGUUGUUGUUCAGAGGAUGAGUCCAAUUCUUCUCAUGAACUACAUGGAGGGUCAUGUUCAAGUUUGAGCCAGAAUGAUUCCACAGCUUUGAAGUUAAGUGGUAAAUCAAGAUCUAGUCGAGGUGCUGCUACUGAUCCACAAAGCCUAUAUGCAAGAAAAAGAAGAGAGAGAAUAAAUGAAAGGCUGCGAAUCUUACAAAACCUUGUCCCCAAUGGAACUAAGGUGGAUAUCAGCACCAUGCUUGAGGAAGCUGUUCAAUAUGUGAAGUUUUUACAGCUUCAAAUUAAGCUUCUAAGCUCUGAUGAUUUGUGGAUGUACUCUCCCAUUGCUUACAAUGGAAUGAACAUUGGACAAGAACUUGGUAUUACCCCAGCAAAAGAAACAAAGGAUAUGCAAUAGCAAUAAAAGAGAAUGCAAUGCAGCAGAUUAAGAGACUCUGAUUUCAUUUUGUGAUUUUUUUGCUGUCUUCUGCCUAUUUGGCAUUUAAUCCUUUUUUUUAUGGACAGAAAAUGACAGUUAUUUCUUAGCAAGUAUGAAAUUGAUUACAAAGUGAAUAUUUGCUUCUGAAGUUCUGAAUUAUGAGAUAUCAAUGUGAGUUGAUUUCAAAACAACUACAUCUACUUUUGAAAUUUAAAAAGUAAUUAUCCAUAAUCAUGUUUAGAUUCUUUUGAUAGAAAAGUUUUAUUCAUUAUUGUAAUUUUUCUAUGUAUCCACUGAAUUUGGAUCUAUUUGUGAUCCUUAUUUCAACUUUUGUGUGUAACAUUUAGUUGUUUCUGGAUACUUGAAAAACAUAUGAAAUAAGAACAAAUGUCCCGUGUGAUAAUU
Vicia villosa (hairy vetch) is the source of this 1478-nucleotide messenger RNA. Its product is annotated as transcription factor bHLH84-like. Gene Ontology annotation, cellular component: nucleus. Gene Ontology annotation, molecular function: DNA-binding transcription factor activity, RNA polymerase II-specific; protein dimerization activity; RNA polymerase II cis-regulatory region sequence-specific DNA binding. NCBI's taxonomy places the organism in Eukaryota, Viridiplantae, Streptophyta, Magnoliopsida, Fabales, Fabaceae. The coding region runs from base 108 to 1052 and encodes 314 amino acids. The record is from RefSeq and is a predicted model, not a curated record. The transcript is spliced from 5 exons. Gene Ontology annotation, biological process: regulation of transcription by RNA polymerase II.